AUGAUCGAAGUUCAGGCCAAUGACCGGCUAGGUAGAAAGAUAAAAGUCAAAUGCUUGGAGGAAGAUUCUGUGGGUGAUUUAAAGAAAAUGAUCGGUCUUCAAAUGGGCAUGGACUGGGAAAAGAUUGUUCUCAAAAAGGGUUAUCAAGUCUACAAGGAUCACAUCUCUUUAGCCGAUUACGAAGUCCACGACGGUUUCAACUUUGAACUUUACUACGGAUAA
Diutina rugosa is the source of this 222-nucleotide messenger RNA. RefSeq names its product ubiquitin-like protein. Bases 1 to 222 code for a protein of 73 amino acids. The record is from RefSeq and is a predicted model, not a curated record. Gene Ontology annotation, molecular function: protein tag activity. Gene Ontology annotation, biological process: protein modification process; mRNA splicing, via spliceosome. NCBI's taxonomy places the organism in Eukaryota, Fungi, Ascomycota, Pichiomycetes, Serinales, Debaryomycetaceae. Gene Ontology annotation, cellular component: cytoplasm; nucleus. The transcript has a single exon.